AACCACCCGCACCCGGAGGACUUUGAAGAAGACUGGACAUCGCGCCUUGGCACCAGGCAUGGAUCAAAACAGUGAAGGAAGCAUAAAGAAGAUCAGCAAUGUAAACCUUGACAAACUUAUAGAUGACUUCUCACAGAUAGAAAAGAAAAUGAUAGAAGCCACCGGAAAGAACAACCUUCUGGAUAUUCAGCUGGAAAAGACUAACAGUUUGUUAAAGAUAAUGCAAACCAAAGAAACCUCAUUGAGAGAAGAAUGUAUUACUCUUCAUACUAUGAUAAAGGGGCUACAACAGACUGUUCAAUAUCAACACAAUUUGAAAGGUGAAAAUGAACAACUAAAAAGAAAUGUUGAUUUUAUGAAAGAGAAGUUAAAAUCUCAUGAGCAGGAAUAUAAGAAUAAUAUUGCCAAACUUAUAAGUGAAAUGAAAAUCAAAGAGGAGGAACACAAAACUGAAAUGAACAAACUUUAUCAGGAUAUGCAAAGAAAAGUUGAAUUAAAUGAAGAAAAGAAUAAGGAACUCAUGGCAAAGAAGGAGGUGGAAAUAUCAGAGUUAAAUGCAAAGUUGAGAACUCAGGAGAAGGAAAAGCAAAAUGAAAUCCUCCGACUACAUCUAGAAUUUGACACUAAACUAGCAAGAGCUCAGACUAAAUCAAAAUCAUAUCAGGAUUCUACUAUUUUGCCGCAAAGCAUCUACAGAAGGAAGCUUCAGCAUCUUCAGGAGGAAAAGAGCAAAGAAAUUGCAAGUCUCCAGAGCACUAUCCGAGACCUAGAGCAGCGCCUUGCAGCCUCCAAAGACCCCCGCCGGGCGCGCGGACGGUUUUGAGCAGAGCACUCAAUGCAUUAGCUACAACUUAGGUUUUUUGUUUUUUUUUUCUAAGACAUUAAAAAUUCAUGUGAACAUGCUGAACAAUAAAGAUACAGUUUAAAGCUU
Mastomys coucha (southern multimammate mouse) is the source of this 931-nucleotide messenger RNA. It is a transcript of the gene Ccdc152, whose product is annotated as coiled-coil domain containing 152. The transcript is spliced from 9 exons. Lineage: Eukaryota; Metazoa; Chordata; Mammalia; Rodentia; Muridae. The record is from RefSeq and is a predicted model, not a curated record. Bases 59 to 823 code for a protein of 254 amino acids.